Molecule: messenger RNA, 697 nt
Organism: Cantharellus anzutake
Lineage: Eukaryota; Fungi; Basidiomycota; Agaricomycetes; Cantharellales; Hydnaceae
Product: endoplasmic reticulum protein
Exons: 5
Coding region: 1-507 (168 amino acids)
Biological process (GO): protein folding in endoplasmic reticulum
Cellular component (GO): EMC complex
Source: RefSeq, a predicted model, not a curated record
AUGCCCGCCUCCCUGAACUACGCAGACAAUGACAAUAACACUUUAGUGAAGAGUCUACCUUCACCCCCAGGAUUCAGCGAAGGGUCCCUCCAAAAAUCAGCUUCAGCGUCGCACUCCGCGGCCGCAGCGUCAUAUGCGAAGCUCAAGCAGCAACGCGCAUGGGAUCUCGCAAUCUCCCCAGCAAAGUCACUGCCAAUGAACGCAUUCAUGCUGUACAUGUCGGGCGGAGGCGUGCAGAUAUUCAGUAUUGGUAUACUGGCCAUGUUGCUUCUCAACCCCAUCAAAGCUGUAUCCUCAAUGAACACCUCGUUUGUUCCCUACGCCCCGUCUCUCAAAUCUUCCGAUUCCCUUAUUCUUCCGAAAAUCGUUUACAUACUCUGUAACAUCCUCACUUUAGCGCUGGGCAUUUGGAAGUGUCGGUCAAUGGGUCUCCUCCCAACCGGAACAGGCGACUGGCUCGCAUUUGAGACUCGUGGACCUCCACCAGAAAUCAGUCUCGUUUCGUGAACGGAUAAGGGUUGUAGUUGCAGGGUGAUCCCAAUGUUAUAUCCUCUGCUGAACGUGGGCUAUGCAAGAUCUAUCUGCGGACUGAGAAUAUUCAAGGAACUGAAAGCAUGUUUAUUGAUAAGCGGAAGGAAAGGAUAGACAUUAGUAGUACUGGGAAUACAGGCUGUGACGGCGAACAAUUGCCAGCGUG